AUGGAUAAACUCAAGGAAAAAAUCAACAAUUUGAAAUUAGAUUCUGAAAAGUGGCAAGAAAAGUCAGACGAGUUGGCAGAGAGAAUCAAAGAAUUGGAACAGGAAAGUUUGGAAAAAGACAACCAAAUUCAAGCAUUAACUAGAAAAAACCAAGUCUUGGAAGAUGAAGUUGAAAAAUUAGAAGCUAAUCUUAAUGAUAUUAAACAAGCUGCUGACGAGUCUCAUUCUCUUAAAACCUCAAAUGAAAACUAUACCAAAAAGAAUCAAGUUUUGGAAGAAGAAUUGGAAGAAGCUGAUAAGAACUUGAAAGAAACUACUGAAAAAUUGAGAGAAACUGAUAUCAAAGCUGAACAAUUGGAAAGAAAAGUUGCUAGCUUGGAAAGCGAAAAGGAAGAACUUGAAAAGAAAUAUGAGGACUUGACUGAACAAUAUAAUAGCGCCAAGGCUGAAUUGGAUGAAAUCAGUCAACAAUUGGAAGCUAUUUAG
Molecule: messenger RNA, 486 nt
Organism: Lodderomyces oxycetoniae
Lineage: Eukaryota; Fungi; Ascomycota; Pichiomycetes; Serinales; Debaryomycetaceae
Gene: TPM2
Product: tropomyosin
Exons: 2
Coding region: 1-486 (161 amino acids)
Source: RefSeq, a predicted model, not a curated record